AUGCUACCGCGCUCGAUUUCUCGCACCGUCUCUAGAACCCAUGCCUUCCGUUUCAAUAGGCAUCUUCGCACCUCCGCCAUAUAUCAUUCAGAAACUGAGGGAAACACCCAUUACGAAACUCUCGAUCUCCCCUCGAAUUCAACGCGGGCAGAGAUCAAAAAACGAUACUUUGAAUUAAGCAAAGCACAUCACCCGGACCGCAACCGUAGUGACCCACUAGCCUCAAACCGCUUCAUCAAGAUAAGCACCGCCUAUGCUGUCCUUGGGCAUGAAAAACACCGCGCUAAAUACGAUUUCGAACUCGCACGGAAACAUGGGAGCAGGCCCGUUGGCCCUGUAGGGGGUCGACCUGCGAGUGGAUUAAGCAAGAGGCGCGGCCAGUUUCACGGGCCACCACCUUCGUUUUUCAGAAAUGGUGGGUGGAGUAGGUUCAAAGGGAAGUCUGCACAUGCAGGGCAAGAAAGGCCUGAUUCUAGCCCAGGUAGCGGGCCUGGGGGGUUUGGAGCGGGUGGUCCAACAGCUGCAAGGACUGAUGAUGUUCCCCAUUUCAACUACGGACAAAAGUAUCGGCAACAUGAGGAGCAGCAGAGCCGGUGGGCACGAAGAGCUAAACAGCACCGACUUGAGCCCGAUACCACUAUGGAUAAUUGUGUCAUUGCUACUCAUUUGGAACAGAAGCGGCUUCCUGCAUCUAACACGCCGGAACAUGGUCCGAGAAAGCUUGUCUUGAGGGAUAAUUUCUGGUCGAAUAGUUUGUACCAAAAGUGCUCAAGAAAUUGCCUGUAG
Morchella importuna is the source of this 786-nucleotide messenger RNA. RefSeq lists its product as uncharacterized. The coding region runs from base 1 to 786 and encodes 261 amino acids. Lineage: Eukaryota; Fungi; Ascomycota; Pezizomycetes; Pezizales; Morchellaceae. The transcript has 4 exons. The record is from RefSeq and is a predicted model, not a curated record.